Molecule: messenger RNA, 846 nt
Organism: Colletotrichum truncatum
Lineage: Eukaryota; Fungi; Ascomycota; Sordariomycetes; Glomerellales; Glomerellaceae
Source: RefSeq, a predicted model, not a curated record
AUGACUGACCUAAGCAACGUAGCUACCUAUCGUUCUCCGCCGAACCAAUCGUCGUCCCCGUCACGCAAGCAAUCUUCGGGCUCGCUAUACGAGAGGGCAGCGAUGGCUUCCUCCUUAUCCCCCGACCAGUACGGGAAGGCGCCGCAACAGCUACCUUACAGCGGCGGCUCCGGUUCCGGGGGCGGUGGCUCUGAUCAAGACAAGAGCCCUUUGAGUUCGCUCAACCUCGGUUUUCUCAAGUCCUUGACGGAAAAGAGGACCACACGCGAUGGCAACCCGCCCAAGAGGAGAGGACCGAAGCCUGACAGCAAACCGGCCAUGACCAGGCGACAAGAACUGAACCGCCAAGCGCAACGUACGCACCGUGAGAGGAAGGAGUUAUAUAUCAAAGCUUUAGAAGACGAAGUGCUGAGACUAAAGGAGAUCUUCAGCAACAUAUCCCAAGACAAGGAUAAGAUAGCCGAGGAGAACAGGCAACUCAAGCAAAUCCUGGCUCAGAACGGGAUCCCUCUGUCUCACUACGGUGAUGACAUCGUCAGUAACCCCAGCGUUGGCUACACGUCCAGCGCCAGCGUUUCCGGCCACAGCUACGGCCAAAAUGCUUACACACCGCCGAUGACCUCCACGACAGCGCCGUCGGUGUCGCCUUCGUCUCACGGUCCGUCUCACUCCCAUUCACACGGCCCGCCCCCUCCCCUUCCUCAGAUGGGCGGACAGCAGGUGCAAAACAUGCAGGCGCAGAAUUCUGGCAGAGGUGUGGACUUUGAGCAAGCGGGCAUUGACUUCGUCUUAACGUACGAUAACCACCACCCCUCGAAGGCAUACCUUUCACCUCCCCCGCAGUGA